Gossypium arboreum is the source of this 1071-nucleotide messenger RNA. RefSeq lists its product as uncharacterized. The transcript has 9 exons. Lineage: Eukaryota; Viridiplantae; Streptophyta; Magnoliopsida; Malvales; Malvaceae. The coding region runs from base 136 to 786 and encodes 216 amino acids. The record is from RefSeq and is a predicted model, not a curated record.
GGCUCAGGCCCCUGGCCUGGGUGGACUCCAUCGAAGCAAAAGUUAGAAAUGAAUAAAAAAAGAAACAAGUGUUGAGUAAUUCGGAAUUCUCUUGGCGGUGAGAAGAAACGCGGCUGACGAGAACAUUGCAGAAUAAUGGCGUCGCUGUGUCUUUUAGUUUUCCUGUUACUUUGUCUUCCUUUUAUUUCCGUUGCUUACAGGCCAGGGGACAUAGUUCCGAUGAGCAAGAUGGGUCAAUACCAUUCCUCUAGAACUGUUUGGCAUGACGUGAUCGGGAAACAUUGCCCAAUUUUUGCCGUUAAUCGGGAGGUGUUAAUUCCUAUAGCAAAGCCGACUGGUUACACGGGAGCUGAUCCAUAUAAAAUAUCAUUCCAAGUUGGGAAGGAGAAGUUUCUUGUUCCUUGGCUUUUUCUUAUAAAUCGUAAAAGUUCUGAAGUUCCAAUGAUUGACAUGCAUUUGAGGUACUCAGGUGGUGAUUUGCACGGUGUCACUGCUAAAAUUGUAGAUAUGCCUCAUCACUAUGUUGAAAUUCAUCCAAAUAUUCGUAAACAAUUCUGGGAUCCUCAACAUUGGCCAAAACAUGUGCUUGUCAGAUACACCUGGGAGGAACAAUCAGAGAUAGAUGUGACAUCUGGAUUUUACGUUCUGUUUGGAUCAGGUCUAAUGCUAUCAUUUAUUCUCUCAAUCUAUAUCUUGCAGUCAUCAAGGGACAAAUUAGCAAGGUUCGUAAUGGAGACUGUUGCGGAAAGCAGUGCACCUGGAGUUGGAGUUGCAAAGGUCGAGUGAUUCCUUCAGUUUCGAGAAAUGAACAAAAAUGUGGUGGUUAAGUGAUGUGUAUUAUGGCAAGGAUGUUGGAACCCCACGAAUUGAGAUAGUUAAAAAAGAAAAGAAAAGAAAAAAGAAGAAAUUGCAGAAAUAACUUUUUUGAUUGAGUCAUUGAACAAAUCUUAAAUGUUGGAAAGUAAUAUAACUGAAAGAGUCGAUCCAAGGUUUGAUGAUUAUGGUGUGUAUCAGUAUGAUUGUCAAAGACCAUGUGAUCGAAUUAUUUCAUCUAUGGAUGGCUUUUAUCCA